GUCGAGUUUCGGAGCCCAGGCUUUGUGCUCUCCAGCUUCUGUUAUGAAAAUGGCGCCUCUCCGCCAACUGCUGCGGCGGAGCCGCUUCUUCUGCACCAAAGCCUCCGCCGGCGGUCGGCACAGGCGGAACGUGAAGCAAGUUACGAGGUCCAACUUGUCCACCUCGCUCGAGGAGCUCAGAGCCCAUGUCUCUGACUGCGACUUCAUCGCCCUGUCUCUGCGGAGGACCGGCUCCGCGUCCGCCGCCUGGCAGCGCGUCUCCGCCUAUGACACCGCCGAGAUGGCCUACCUCAAGGCCAAGCGCGCCGCCGAGAGGUUCCAGGUGCUGCAGUUCGCAGUCUGCCCGUUCAGUGUUAGGGGAUCCAAAGUCACUGCAAAUCCAUUUAACUUCCAUUUGUUUCCAAGAGAUGAACUAAAGAUUGGGAUGCCAUCUUACAGUUUUUCAUGUCAAACAUCAUUUCUGGAAUCAUUGGUGCAAGAAGAUUUUGACUUUAAUGCCUGCAUAUAUGAUGGCAUUUCGUACUUAUCCAGAGCUCAAGAACCAGCAGCCAAAGUUCGGUUGGGGAAUCCAGUUCACUGCAGCUACAUUGUGAAGUCUCCUUCCAGCCUUUCUGUUGCAGAUGCAGUCUUUGUGGGGAGAAUUAAGUCUCGGAUUAAGCAGUGGAAGGAUGCAUGUAAAAGCUCGAGCACGAAGACAGACGAUGCUCUAAUUAGAUCCCUAAGGCAACUGGCCCUUGGGGGUGAGCAGUAUGGAUCAAGACCGUGCAUGAAUAUUGAUGUGUCUACUGAACGGCAAGUUCAGCUCAUACUAGAGAUCUUGGUUGAAUUCUUUGAAGAACUUGUUCCACUGAUUAUUCCAGCAAAGGGCGGUGGGACCCAGGCUGUUCGUGUUGUUUUGACAAGUUCAAAGGAGGAUAAGAAUCUCCUAGAGCGAGAGCUUCAGAAUCUUGAGGAUGAACAGAGCAGGAGGGUGCGAGGUUUUCGAGAGGUGAUCGACUUGAUUUCUGCUUCUCAGAAACCUACUGUGUCCCACAAUUCUCUUAAUGAUUUCACAUUCAUCUAUAAUAUGUUUGUUGCUCCACUUCCUUCAAAUGUGGAUGAAUUCAUUUGCUCUUUGCGCUCAGUGUUCCCCCAUAUAUUUGAUGUCACUCACCUGAUGAAGGAAGUUGUUCCUAUUGAAAAAACCCCCAAUGUUUCUGCAUCCCAUUCCUACUUGAAGAAUCGAUUCUUUGCGCCAAUCGAUAUGGAAGUUCCAUGCAAAGGUACUGAAAAUGAAGGCUACAAUAGUCACGGCCAUAAUGUAGUGAGCAUAUGCCAUUUGUUCGCAAAGGUAUGUUCCAUACUGAAGCUCACACCAAGAACGGGCUCUCCCGAUGCUCGUCAUGAGGAUAUUGCCCUUGAAAGUUAUGCGAACAUCUUUGGACCAUCAAUUGUCGGACCAGUUGGUUCUUUCGAAGAGUCCAUAAGAGUCUGGACAAGCAGCACAAGAGCAGUAAGCACCGAGGACAUUGUCUUCCUCUGGGGAUUUAGCAAGGGCCUGUCAGCCAGAACACUGAAAGCCCAGCUUGGGGGGUCACCCGAUGUUUUCUUAGAGGACUGCUUUGAUGUUCGAUUGGUGGACAAAAGUUGUGCCAUUGUGGCGUUCUCUCAACCCGGCUUAUCAGGAAAGCUCCUGAGUUUAAUGAGCAGUGAGGAGAUCUCAGGAAGAUUGAGAGAGAUGGUCUCGGAAGGAUUAAAAGGUGCAAGCUAUGAAGUUUACAAGAGAAUAUGCAGGCAGGAGGGUUUAUGGGAAGGGGUUGAGUUAGCAGAUGCCUUUGACAAAGCCUUGGCGGAUUCGAACCCCAGUUCGGUUGCUGAGUCAGAAAGUAAAAGAUCUGAGAUUUACUGGUGCAGCGACUCCAUAAUUAACUUGGAUGAUUUGUGAUAGACAAUCUGCUUUCAUCAUUGCGCGCCUGGAAUUUACGAAGUGAAGUUGCAGCAAGCACAAGGUCAUCUCAUAGUAAUUUCUGUGGCUGGGGUGGAACUCUGCAUGACACGAGCUCGAGCUAUGAAGUGAGGGAGAUUCCAGCAAUCAGGACUAGGCAAUGUAAGAAUUCUGAUGAAAUAUGCAAAAUUUCUGUGGCUGAGGUGAAACUCUGCAUGAAACGGGCUGGAGCUAAUGCUAAUCUUGGUUGCCUGAUUCAGAACUCAGUGUCUAAUCGACGAUCCUUACGCUUCGUGUAGUUGUCACGCGAACAGCUUGCUUAUACAUAUACUACCAUAACUGCAGAGAGAGUCUUGGUCGAGGGAUCGAAUCUGAUUAGCAUGGGAGUAUGAACUGAUAUUUUUGAUACAUCUAUUCUUCCGAGUGUAUUCUCAUCCACGAAGUAGAGAGGGCGUAAUGUGAUAGCGUAGGUCAUGCCUUUUUAAGUGGACUUUGUGUCGGUUGAAAAUUCAGAGAGAAAGUUGUAAAAUUUACGUAGGAUCGUGAGAAACAAAA
Molecule: messenger RNA, 2479 nt
Organism: Punica granatum (pomegranate)
Lineage: Eukaryota; Viridiplantae; Streptophyta; Magnoliopsida; Myrtales; Lythraceae
Source: RefSeq, a predicted model, not a curated record